UACUCUGACUCGCCUAUCGGCAAGUGGCCCGCUGACUGCGACGUGAACGAAACGGCAAGUAAGGCUGGGCACUUAACGUGUUAAAGUGCGGUGGUAUUCAAGUGGGUGAUAGCCCUUAGUCUAUUGUUUCUUGUUACGUAAUUUCUUCGUGUAGGUAGAUUUUUCCAAGUACAAAGACAAUAAUUUCACGAUAAACAUCUGAUUACUCCUAGCUCCAUAUCUCUCUGUAUUUCCACAGAACGUGUGUUUGUCCUUUCUGAAUCUACUUUUAUGUCCAAGUGAUGUAAGAAUACAUAAGGAAAAGCUCUCGAUUGGAAGUGCAUCGCAAUUAUCGAAAUUGUUAACAUAAAAUUGUUAAAACAUAUAUCAAUUUUUUUUUUACCUGUUUCUUCUUACCUGGCGAGAAGAACUGCUCGAUCAAUCCAGAAUACUGGCAGGAAGAAUUGUUCGAUCGGUCCAGAAUACCAUACUGUAUUGAAUGUUCAAGGUCAAGCCGGUGCGAGUGUUUCGAUUAAGAGAGUUGAUGUGUCGUCGGAUGUUAAACACUCUUUGAUAUUCAUGGCUCUGAUAUUUCUCCGAAGCGGCUUAUCUAUCUCAUUCUCGGAUUUCUGUUAAUCGGGUACUAUAAAACGGCAACAAUAUUUUCCGUAGAACAGGAUCUCAAUAUCCCCAAGAAGCACUGACCUAGAGGAUCUCUUUGGCAGUUACAACAUCGCAAGGAACAGCGUAUACAAACACGCGUGUUCGCGCUCGAGGACACCGGCGACUGUUGCAGAGGAGGCAGAGUACUGUUGGUAUCGACCGAGGUCAGAAUGGAGACAAGGGUGUAUGAGGGCGCAGCCGCGGCCGCGCCACGGCAAAUCAGGCCAAAGCUGCGCGACAUCGCCCGCUUCUGUGUUAAUACAUUCAGAGCGUUUUAUGCCGGGAACGUCGGAGCUGCAUUCACCAGCGUUGCAGCCGCAGCCGCUGCACCAGCCGCCGGGCCAGCCACCGCCUCCACCUGCCCUGACGGUCUCGCGGCAGAGGAAGCGUCGCCGCGCGACCCCGUCAUGGGUAAUCUGCAAAGCGAAGCCAAGAAGAAGGGAAAGAAGACCAAAGGAGCUGUAGAUGGAACUGCGAGCACGCCAGGAUCCAUAGCGGAUGGUCUUGAUGACGCGGCUGAUACUGGGGAUGAUGGAGAAACGGCCGAAACACAAGAAACACCUACUAAGAAUGUGGAAGAAUGUCAGAAAACUGGGCCAGAAAAGCGAUUACCUCACAAGAGGCAAGCUCCGAAACCACCUGGUUCUAUCGAGAGAAAGGUCAGUUUUAGAGGAAAAUUUGAAUGGAGAACAAGAUUCUAUUAUGUUUUGUACUUUGGGAUGGUACGUCAAUUUUUGUUCCUGCAAUGACUCCACCCUUACAGGAUAAGGCGUUGAAUGAUAGAUUCUUAGAGUUUAGAAUAAUUGAAAUUUCCCUGGGUCGAUUGAUCGAUUGAAAGUUUAUGGUAAUCUAUCGGAUAUGCGUGAAAUCGGUUGAAAGUCACAUAUUGUUAACGUUGCUAUGUUUUUGAUAAUUGAAACUGGCUACAAUACUGGCGCAACGAUGAUUCACAUACUUUAAUAACAUGCUGUAUGUCAUUUUGCAAAUAUCCUGCUAAUAAAACGAAAAAUAUAAACAGACAAGAUCAAUUAGUUUGGGAUUUGAAAUUAAUUUCUUUAGUUACCCGAUUAUCGAUAACAUUUUAAUCAUGUUAUCGAUAAAUAUUCUCCUAACCUUAAUAUUUAAAUGGCUUGGAGUUUCAAUUGAUUUUUUACAAAAAGAUGUAUGAUUCUAAAGUAUGAUGAAAAAAAUUCGUAUUAUGUAUUUCCGUCCUUUUCUUCCAACAGAUCGGGCCAGUUAUAUCAGAGUCACCGGAGAAAAAGUCACAGACUCAGGAAAAACACGAGAAAGAAAAGGAAGAUGGAUCUGGAAAAUCGAUAGAAUUGAUCGAGUCAAAGGAAACAAAGGUCAAAGAAGAAUCAUCGGGAACAUUAUUAAUACCAGCGACGAAUCAAAUACAAAAACAAGAACCUACGCUUCUGGUCACGGAUUCGUGGUUGUUGGCUAACAAGUGCACAGUCGUGGCUGAGAUUUCGAUGCCACCUAGUCAGAAAUCGUCAAGCGAUAGCGUGUUUACUGAUCCUGAUGAAUUAAUUAGUGCAACGAAUGCCACGAAGGAAGAAGCAGCCCCGGCGCCAUCGACGUUUGUCUCGAGGAAUCACGAGGUCGAACCAUCUCCCAUGUCCCCCCUUUUAGGUGAGCGUGCUCCGUAUCUUUCCUUCGAAUGUGAUUUCGAUAUGAAAAUUAAAAACGAGGUCUAAGAUGUUUCAAAGUAUGCAGUCCAAUUAUUAAAAAAUACUUAUUUCGACACGUUCUUAGUAGAUCUUUCUUUAUACGAGCUUGUUGCAACUAAUAGAGUAUCACAUUGAUUAUAUAACGAUAAUUGAAUCGCUUGUAAAAAUAAUAACACGUAAGUACUUCAAAACACUCUCUAGUUCCUGUUUAGUUUCCCAACCAGGAAACGAAGGCAGUCGUAAAGCUUGUUUGCCGAGACACUCGCGAAGCGCCAAUAACGAGUAGAAUAACUAAGAGUAGAAUAGUUUCGCUUCGAUAAGAAGCGAGAUAAAAUUUAUCAGAGAGGCGUAAUUUCGCCAUGUGUCGCGCUCGUGUUUCGCGGUGGAAUCCGUUUCAACGACCAGCUUACGUUCUCAUUUUGCGAGUGAAAUUCGUCAAGAUAUCGUAAAAAAUUCAUAACGACCGAUUCAACAUGACGUUGGUAGCUCGAGCUAUCAGGGUGGUGUUUCUUUUGAAUAGCUGGGAAUUUCAAGAUCGUUUUGACGGAAUGGAGCAUGUUUUAAUUAAAAACGAACUGUUUGACUAUACGAUUGGCAAUUAUCUCGAAGCUGUCAGAGGUUAACAAGACGGUCAACGUUUACUUAUCGCGCGACAUUUACCAAAUUGCGGAAAGCGAGCGACGACGACGACGACGCUACGAAUUUUACCGUUGAGUUUUCGCGAAAAUCCAUUUGUUAUGUCGUGAUCUUGUGAUUGAAAAACUCCAAAGUCACAUGCAGAUAAGAGCACUCGCCAAUGCCGGACGAAGGCUGGAACGGUGUUGAAGCCAAAAACGAAGUUAUCAUAAAGUCGUGCUCGAUCAGUGAGAAUUGCACAGAACGAAGAAUCGUUGGUACAUUAACCUCAGCUCUGCCAGAACAGUUGAAGUCGAUAUUGACGGAAGCCGAAGUUGAACAAUUUGUGACUAGAAUAUAUUCCAGACUCGUAUCAGAUGGUAUUAUUGGAUCGAUUACGUUUGACAGUGUUACGCAGAACAAGGAGCUUACAGUAAGAUGUCUGUUCGUUCUACUGGGUAUCAAAGAUCAAGCAUUUAGAGCCGAAAUAAACGAAUGUGCUCUUUUGUUUCAGGAAGAUCAGUCUCAAUGUAGAGACACGCCAUCAAUAUCGGUUAGUCCAACCGAACAAGUUUCCUUGAGAGACCGACGAGAUUCAGAAAAGGAAACACUGAAACGGGAACUCGAACGACUUCGCGAACUUGCCAAAAAUGCGGAUAAAACUACUCAAGGUAAAUCCACGCAGACAUCUCCCACGACAGCUCUCCCAGAAACAAGUUCCGAGGAUUUGUCGAAAGUUAAAUCUUCCGAAACAUUCGGUUCACCUUUGGAGAGGGCUAUCGUUCAAGAUUCAACGAACUUUCAAGAGCAAUCUUCGAGUACCACUUCGAUAUCGGACACAAGUGAUUCGAAGGACACGAAAGCUGCCGAAAACGACGCGGCAGGAGUUACUCGAUCAUCUUUGGCUGUAAUUUCGUCUCUUUCACCACCGCUACAACAAAUUUCUUCCUCUCCUGCAUAUACGAGUACACCUCCACCACCACCACCUCCUCCUCCGCCACCACCUUCGCCUUUUUUAAAUCAUCGUUCUCAAAACAAUGUAGCUUCUAUUUCUCAACCAUCUUUCUCCAUUCCGCCACCACCUCCAUUACCCGCCUGCAGCACUUCUACACAAUCGUUUUCGUCUCAACGCAGUAUAACUUCGUUACCAACAAUCCCACCGCCCCCACCACCUCCUCCCUUACCUCCACCAAUCUUACAAUCAGCGACAGAUGAAAUGCACAUAGCACCACCUGCUCCUCCGGCACCUCCACCACCUCCACCACCUCCGUCCCCUGCGCCCUCAAUCGGAAGACAAACAAGUUCUGUACCCUCUGCACCACUUCCGCCCCCGCCUCCCCCUCCCCCUCCGCCGUCGACGCAAACAGCUCUGUUCAAUUUGAUACCGCCACCGCCUCCUCCACCUCCACCUCCACUUCCACCUUCAUCUUUAUCCUCGGCAUCCUCUAUCACUGGAUUACAUGCAGGUCCUCCGAUUCCUCCUCCUCCGCCUCCACCGCCUCCUCCUACUUCGACAUCCUCGAUCGGUUCAGUGUCCGGAGGUCCAGCGCCACCUCCUCCCCCACCACCUCCAACACCUAUGAUAGGUGUACCGCCACCGCCACCGCCACCACCUGCUAGAAUAGGAGAUAUUCCCGGUGGACCACCACUUCCACCACCACCACCACCAUCUAUGGGUGUACCCGGAAUUCCUCCUCCGCCUGCACCAGGAACUCAAGGAACACUGCAACAACCUACUCCUUUACCCACACCUCCAGUUGGAGGUUGGAAUCCAGCUAGCAGAGCGUGCAUGAGGAAAGAGCCGCUCUGUCCCGAGAUUCCUAUGAAACCACUCUACUGGACCAGGAUUUUGGUGCCUGCAAUACCAACAGAGCAUGGUUCCGUCGACGCUUCAGAUUCGGCCGCGCAGAUUCCACUAUGGGCGGAGUUAGAGGAAGAGAAAAAUCUGGACAUGAAAGAGUUCGCAAACCUGUUUUCGCGUCAGGUGACCGCCAGAAAGCCGGUCAAAGAAGCGGACGAGGCUUCGAAACCGUCUAAGAUACAGCCAGCAAAGAUCCUCGACUCGGAACGAUCUAAGGCCGUUGGUAUUCUGGAGAAGAGCUUGCGAAGAGUGGACUUUAGCGAGGUUGAGAACGCGGUUUACAAUUUGGACACCAGUGUUGUUAGUCUGGAGGUGUUGCAGCAGAUUUAUAAAAUAUUGCCAACACGGAAAGAACUGGAGGACAUAAAGGCUUUCGAGGAGAGCAAUCCGAACGUUCCUCUGGAUCGACCAGAGAUUUUCCUGAAGAAACUUUCCGGUAUAAAUCACUUUUCCGAGAGGGUAGCGUGUCUGACGUUUCAAACCGAAUUUCAAGAUGCAAUCUCCUCCAUUUCAUCGAAGUUAACGAAUCUACGAAGCACCUGCGAUUUUCUCCGAAACUCCAGAUCCCUGAAGAAAGUAAUUGCAUUAAUUCUCACGCUCGGCAAUUACAUGAACGGUGGAAACAGGACGCGAGGCCAAGCUGACGGGUUUGGUCUUGAGAUUCUAGAGAAGUUGAAGGACGUGAAGUCGAAUAUACCUGGCGUUACUUUGCUCCAUUAUGUUGUCAGGGCAAGAUUAGCACAAGAGAAGGAUCACAACUUUGAGGAACCGCUACCCUUGCCGAUUCCGGAACCAGCAGACAUAGAAGCGGCAUCCACGAUUAAUUUCGAGAAUCUUUCAGCCGAGUUAGGAACGUUAAAAACGAAACUUCGUGUUUGUAUCGACAAGUGUGAAAUCAUCGUUAAUACGGAUUCCGAACAAUUAGGGCCGUUCAAAGAAAAGAUGGAUUCGGUUUUCCGCGAAGCGGCUGCAGAAUUGGCAAACGAGCAAGAAGCUUUACUGGACGCGAAGAACAAAUUCAAAGCUGUGAUGCAAUUUUAUCAAUACACGCCCAAAGGCUCGAAAAACCUAGACGCAGUCGAUCCGAACUCGUUCUUCAUUCUUUGGCUUGGUUUCUGUCAGGACUUCAAAGAUAUCUGGAAAAAGGAGCAGCAACGAAUGCGAAAGGAACGAAUAGAAGAGAUGAGAAAGAAAUACGAAAGUAAAACGAAAGUGGAAAAACGGAAAAUAAGCGCCACAGGAUUGAAAGCACGCCUUCAGAAGCUCUCACGAAAAUAAAUUCAAAAUCGAUAGCGUGGAUAUAUCGAUACGUACACGUCAACGAAUGUGCAUUAAUCGAACAGUGUUCGAGCGAGGAUAGUCUGGUUGUCACAAAUAAAUAGUUUAUCGGAUCGAUCGUUCGUUCUGUUCGGUCCGUCCUACUCUUUACGGCACUAAUUUCGUUAAACGAAAUAACGAUUGCUGUCGCAGAUAUAUUCGUCGAUAUGAAUUUGUUAUAAACUGUACGUAGGCUUCUUGUUAAGUUUGCGUCUAAUUUGUAAAUACGAUUGUUCCGCGAAUGAAGAAUUCGAGUAAUUCUAAUAAACAUAUACUUUUUACAUGAAUCUUCGUUUUCCUUUGCUUUCGAAUCUGAUUUUCUGUGGAAAGGUGUAAUGGAAGUUUUUCGUGAUAAUUUUUUCAAUUUCUCAACUUUUUCUUUUUUUUUUUUUUUU
Heterotrigona itama is the source of this 6503-nucleotide messenger RNA. Lineage: Eukaryota; Metazoa; Arthropoda; Insecta; Hymenoptera; Apidae. The record is from the annotation of a GenBank genome assembly.